This is a messenger RNA of Sphenostylis stenocarpa, 1101 nucleotides long. The record is from the annotation of a GenBank genome assembly. NCBI's taxonomy places the organism in Eukaryota, Viridiplantae, Streptophyta, Magnoliopsida, Fabales, Fabaceae.
AUGCCCCCAGAAGAAAACCAAUAUAGAAACAGACCCAAAUGCUGGAAUUUUCAGGCAAGAAUAAAUAAAAAGAAAAUCCAAAAAAGAGAAGGUGAAAAAAACAUCACUUUCAAACUUUAUAGUGAGAGAAAGGAGGUGGGGGAGAGUUUAGAGAGAGAAAGAGGGGACGAUGAGAAUGUACCUGAGAAAAGGGACACAAUGAAAGCGAAUCCGAUCUUUAAAUCUAAGGUGCUCUUGCUUUUGCGCUCGAAGAGCCAAAAGACAGAGCUUUCUCAAAAGCCACCACCACCAUUGAUGAAGGAAAGGAGAAAAAAAGAGAGAAAGGGAAAGGUGAGGCUCAGAAAGUGUGGAUCUAUGAGAUAUGAUUCGUUUCAUGUGGCACAAUUUGCUUCUUCAUCGGAGGUCUUCUUCCUUGGUCGUGAUCUUGUUAGGGUUCCUAGAAUUGCAGUUUCCCUUCAUUUCUUCGUGUCGCAUCGACAUCGUGAGUCCUUCACAGUUUUUGUUCCGAUAACCCUUGAAAUCAACACUGUCACGUGCACAGUACUAUAUUCUGUUAAGUGCUUGCAAAAAUUGGGAGAGUUCAAACUGCCACAUUUCUUCAAUUACCCACCUUACUUCACUUUGCAGCCAGUAAGAGACACAAGAGAGAAGCAGAUACAAUUAUGGAAAGAGCUUAUUUUGGAUUAUUGUAAAACACAGAAGACAUUUGUAAUUGGCCUUGAAGAAGAAUUUCCUCUAUUUACAAAUCAUGUAAUUGAAAGAUCUCUUACCCAUGAAGCCAGAGAAGCUUUCCUUUCAGCAUUAGUUUCUGAAGGUCGUGCAGAAUGGAUGGAUAAAGGACACAGGAAAUGUCUUAUUCUCUGGCAUCGGAUUCAAGAUUGGGCUGAAAUUUUAAUACAAUUUGCAAAAGAGAAUGGGCUGGAAGAUGGUGUUGUCACGAUUGAAGAAAUACGAUCAGGGACUGAGUCUCAAGGAACAGAGCUUCAUGGAAUAGAUAGAACUAUUUUGAAUCGUGCACUGAAACUAUUAGAACAGAAAGGAAAGCUCGUGGUUUUUAAAGGAACUUCAACCGACGACGAAGGGGUUAAAUUUUCUAUAUAA